Messenger RNA from Trichoderma atroviride IMI 206040, 1299 nucleotides. RefSeq lists its product as uncharacterized. Lineage: Eukaryota; Fungi; Ascomycota; Sordariomycetes; Hypocreales; Hypocreaceae. The record is from RefSeq and is a predicted model, not a curated record.
AUGCCUCCGAGAUCUACCUUGACGUCGUCCUUUUCCAUCACAGACUCUCAGAAUGAGGUUGUCUGCCCGCUCCGAAACCAGGACGGCUCAAGCUGCCGCAAACGAUGCAUCGGCGAAAAGAGAUACCGCUCCAUGCAGGAGCAUAUUCGCCGUGCACAUCCUGAGCAUUACAUCUCCAAGCUUCCCGCCACCGAGGAGAGCUUCCUGCUCAUGAUUAACACCCCGGCGCAAGACCGCCGCCAGGAUGGAACGCCAACCACAGCUGCUUCCAGUUUCCACGAUCGCCAUUCAUUCUACAGGGACGAAUCGAGCAAUCCCGGGACGCCGCGGCACGGCGACGACCAGCCGCUGCCCGGCACCAGCUCCAUUCUCGGAACAGCCAGCGCAGCAGCCGCCCUGGCUGAUUUAAAGAGGGAAUCCGACGUGGAGGGAUACUACUCCGACCUGGAUGCUCGGCGCAGGCCUAGAAAGUCCAUUGAGCUGCCGCCCAUCAACUUCAACAACAUCACGAGCGAUCCGUUUUCCAGCAGGCCUCGCGAGAUUCUACCGUCUCUUCUAAACGUCUCACCACCCGGGCGAUCCUCUACUCUACCUCCCCUCCAGCGCCCAUUGGGACCAGCCCGGCCUCGCAAGCAGUCUAUAUCCAAGAAGAAUCGCGAAUCCCACCACAAGAAGAAGCCUUCGCGCGGCACUGCGGCGGAUUGGCUACGGCGCAUCCAGAAUGAAAGCAUCGGGCCCGGCGGCCGCGAUCGAAAGGCUCUCUCUGCCGAGCCUUCCGCCGACUAUGGCAAACGCUGGGAGGAUCUGAUUGAUGCGGCGGACCAGGCCGCAUCUGCAGCGGGCGACGUCAACGAGGACCGCACUCCGAUGCCUCAAUCCCCCGUCUCAAUCCACCGGUCAUCUCUACCUCCCUUUAGCCACCCCCAGUUCCACUCCGCCAGCAACAACUACCAAGCUUCUCCCUUACAGCAAGCCCUGACGCCGCCCUCGUAUAAUCAGGACGUGAUUGAGCCCUUCCCGUCCGUCGAGAGCGGCGAGAGCGGAGACAACUUCCACAUUGGGUCCCGCGGGUUGCCCGACUCCUCCCCGACCUACAACUCGCAAAACAUCCAAAUCUACUGUGCUGCCUGUCAUGGCAUUUCUCUACUCAAGAAUUCGUAUGCCUGCACAGAAUGCAUCUGCGGACUGUGCUCGAGCUGCGUCGAGGUUCUCAUGUCUGAACAUGGAGCUCGGAGAAAGUGCCCUCGCUGUGCCACAAUUGGAGGCCGCUACAAGCCCUUCCAGUUGGACAUUAGAUGA